Arabidopsis arenosa is the source of this 999-nucleotide messenger RNA. Lineage: Eukaryota; Viridiplantae; Streptophyta; Magnoliopsida; Brassicales; Brassicaceae. The record is from the annotation of a GenBank genome assembly.
CGUACUCAACCCUCAAACAUCUUAAAUAAUGACUAUAAUAAAUCGCUCAAAACCAUUUGUACUUCUCAUAGGAUUCUUUAUCUCCAAUUUGCUAUUAUGGAUCUCACAAGCUGCCGUUGUUUCAUCAGGAGAUUUUAACAAAGACUUCUUCGUGACAUGGUCUCCUACCCACGUUAACACCUCCAAUGAUGGUCGAUCAAGAACCCUUAAGCUUGAUCAAGAAUCUGGAGCUUCUUUUUCUUCCAUCCAGACGUUCUUGUUCGGGCAAAUAGAUAUGAAGAUCAAACUUAUCCCGGGAAGUUCUCAAGGAACCGUGGUUGCUUAUUAUAUGUCUUCAAAUCAGCCAAACCGGGAUGAAAUUGACUUUGAAUUCCUAGGAAACGUUAACGGGCAGCCUUACAUUCUCCAGACAAAUGUCUAUGCCGAUGGAAUUGAUAACCGCGAAGAAAGGAUCCAUCUCUGGUUCGACCCAACCAAGGACUUUCACACUUACUCUAUCUUGUGGAACACUCACCAAAUUGUAUUUAUGGUGGAUCAGAUUCCGAUAAGAUUGUAUAGAAACCACGCGGAGAAAGGCGUAGCCUACCCAAGGUUCCAACCUAUGAGUGUACAGGCGAGUCUAUGGAACGGUGAGAGCUGGGCUACACGCGGUGGGCUUGACAAGAUUAAGUGGUCAAAGGGUCCAUUUGUGGCUUCCUUUGGGGAUUACAAGAUAGAUGCUUGUGUUUGGAAAGGCAACGCAAGUAUGUGUAAUGGAGAGAGCAAUGAAAACUGGUGGAACAAGAAUGAGUUCAGUUCUUUGACAAGAGUGCAAAAGAGAUGGUUUAAAUGGGUGAGGAUGUAUCACUUGAUUUAUGAUUAUUGCCAAGAUAAUGGAAGGUUCAAUAACAAGCUACCCAAGGAAUGUUCUCUUCCAAAAUAUUGAAUUUGCUCUUCAGCUUUUUAUUUAUUUUUAUUAAUUUAGGCGUUGAAUCUCUUUUAUAAAUUUGCUUGUGUCGU